AUGCGCGCCUCCUCCUUUGUGGAAUCCCUCCUCGUAUGGACGCGAUCGAUUGAGUGCGAGGCGCUCGUGGACAAGCUUCCGGUGGUGUCUCAUCCGGGCUACGGGGACGUAGAGAACUGGGAUCCCAAGCAUCGGUUCGUCAUGUCCAAGUUCGGCGGCAUGAGGAACGUGAUUGAGAGCACAAUGCACUUGAGGGAGGAGGUGGAGGUGGUCGAGGACUUUGCGCCAGUGAGCGCGUCGACGCUGUGCCUGGUCCAUGACAGGAAGUUCGUUGAGGACUUUUGCGAGGGUAAGAUGGAUCCCAGGGCGAUGAGACGCAUCGGCUUGCCAUGGUCACCAUCGCUGGUAAGGAGGACCUUGCUGGAAGUUCAGGGAACUACCAUAGCAGCGAGACUUGCGCUCGAGAGGAGGCUAGCGUGCAACGCUGCAGGGGGGACUCAUCACUCGUUCGCUGACUAUGGGAGCGGUUUCACCAUCUUCAACGACCUGGCGGUGACAGCAGCAUGGCUGCGGGACGAGAGGUUGGCGAAGCGGGUGCUUAUCCUUGACCUCGACGUGCAUCAGGGGGACGGGACGGCAGCGAUCCAUGCGGGCAAUCCGGAUGUAAUGACAGUCUCCGUGCACUGCGAGUCAAACUUUCCCUUCCGCAAGCAGCAGUCUGACCUCGACGUUGCCUUGGAGGACGAGGUCGGGGACAGAGACUACCUGCUGCGGCUGAGCCAGUUCCUGCCCUCCCUGCUCGCUGAUUUCAAGCCCGACAUCGUGCUGUAUGAUGCAGGAGUGGAUGUGCAUGCAGAUGACGAGCUGGGAAAGCUUCACAUCUCUGACCAGGGGCUCUUCGACCGGGACGUCUAUGUGCUGCGAACCUGCCUGGCCAUGAAGAUCCCCGUGGCGACUGUGAUCGGAGGAGGUUACGACAGGGACCACCUCGUGCUUGCAAAGAGACACGCGAUCAUCGUGCAAGCGGCUGUAGCGUGCAGGCAGUGGACAAGAACUCGACUUCUCAAGUCCAACAAAGUCACCAACUGA
Messenger RNA from Guillardia theta CCMP2712, 1029 nucleotides. RefSeq lists its product as hypothetical. The record is from RefSeq and is a predicted model, not a curated record. Lineage: Eukaryota; Cryptophyceae; Pyrenomonadales; Geminigeraceae. The transcript is spliced from 2 exons. Gene Ontology annotation, molecular function: histone deacetylase activity. Bases 1 to 1029 code for a protein of 342 amino acids.